Dracunculus medinensis (Guinea worm) is the source of this 705-nucleotide messenger RNA. The record is from the annotation of a GenBank genome assembly. Lineage: Eukaryota; Metazoa; Nematoda; Chromadorea; Rhabditida; Dracunculidae.
AUGGCGUCAAAAAAAAAUUUUAAGCGAAAUGAAAAGCAACUGAAUUCGAAGCUAUCAAAAAAUGAUUUGCCAUUUAAAGAGGCAAAAAAUAUCGAGGAUAUCAUAUGUUUUCCUUUACCUGCAAACGAUAAAUAUUUUAAAAAAACCGAUAAAAUAUUCGAAGCUAUUGAUAAGCGAUCAAUUUUAUUAAUACGUGAAAUUGAUGAUCAAGAUUUUCUUGAACGACCAAGUGGAACGAAUGAAGCAGGAAAGAAUAAAAAUAAUGCUAAUCAAAAAUUCAACAGCCGACGUGCAAAUUCCACUGAAACGCAUAAUAAUACUAACCGUGGAUUCAGCAGCCGACGUGCAAAUUCCACUGAAUCGCACAAUAGUGCUAACUGUGGAUUCAGCAGCAGAAGUAUACGUACGAUCGAAUCGCCCGAUGGCGCAAAAUGUGGAUUCAGUGGCCAAAGUUCACGUUCUAUCGAGUCGCCCGAUGGCGUUAAGUGUGGAUUCAGUGGCCGAAGUGUACGUUCUAUCGAAUCGCCCGAUGGUGCUAAGUGUGCACUCAGAAGUGCACGUUCUACGGAAUCGCCCGAUGGUGCAAACUGUGAAUGCAGCGAUCGUAGCACAGAUUCACCCAUAUCAUCACCAUCGUUAUUAUCAUUAUCAACGAGCCAAAUACAUACUUUGAAUGGAUUACCAGAAAGUAAUAUAGAAAAAUGA